UUUCUGGGGUGAUUCUGGGGAAGAUUUCCCUUCACGGAUAAGAGAAGUUGGCAAGGAGCAUCAUUUAGCUCUGACACCUGCUUCCCUCCUGACGUGAAUAGGUUAACCUGGCUCCCAAAUGAAAGUCGGCCACUUCGUCUGGGCUCUGACUCAUUCCCUUACCACUGUCUUUGGAAGCUAACACUCAGCGUGAGACUCAAGUUCACUAUCACCUCUUCUCGUUCUCACAGCAGCCUCCCAAAGGGGCUUAUUUGUCUCAUUUCUACAGAAUAACUAGUUCCAGUCUAUAUGUGAAGAUGCUAAGACUUGGAGAGGGCAAAGAAAACUAUUCAAGUCACAUGGAACAUAGGUGGCUAAGUUGGGAUUGGAAUCCAGGUCUUUUUCUGGAGUGCUGAGAGGCAGGUUAUGGGCAGGACUGCCUCUGGCCCGCACCAUGAAGCCUGAACCUGCUUCGGCUCUGCCCUGGGCCCUGCUCGGCCUGAGCACUCAGCUUUGGGCUGCCCCGCUCCCUGCAGCCCCCUGCUGCUAGGAGGUAAAACUUCAGGGCUGGUCCUUGGCCUGUUUCUGCCCUUUACCUGGCUCACCUCACCACCACUCACGCCUCCUCCAUCACGGCACCCCCACCCCAGCCCUCUCCCCGGCCUCCCUGGCUGGGGUGUUUGGGGGUCCGUUGGGAGGAGUGCAUUGCUGAAGGCUUCCACCCGCCGUGUACCUUCUCCUCCUCGAAUCAAGGCCUCCGGAUCCACAUGGAUAGCUGAGAUCUUUUCUUGGAGAAGGACACUUUGCUCCUCACUCCCGUUCCCCACUUUCCCACCUGACUUCCCUCCUCUUCUGCUGCCCCGCCUCCUUCCUCUGCCGCUUCCUUGAAUCUCUUGCUCGUGUGCCCGUCUGGGGCCGUCUUGUUCGCGUUCCUUCUUCCUCACCCUCUGGGUAUUGGUGUGUGUGCGCCUCCUUCCUCUCGUGUGCUCUCUGUGCCCCCAGCCCGCCUCCUCUUCCUCUCUCCCUUCCGCCGCCAAGGGGGAUUGUCCCCCGAGGGCUGUUCCCCCGCCCGCUGCUCCUCCGGGCUCCAUCCUGGCUGCCACGAUGAGCUUCACCGCCAACUCGGUUUUCUUCACCCUGAAGGUGAGCGUCCUGCUGGGGUCGCUGCUGGGGCUCUGCCUGGGCCUCGAGUUCAUGGGCCUCCCCAACCAGUGGGCCCGCUACCUCCGCUGGGAUGCCAGCACGCGCAGCGACCUGAGCUUCCAGUUCAAGACCAACGUGUCCACGGGGCUGCUCCUUUACCUGGACGACGGCGGCGUCUGCGACUUCCUCUGCCUUUCCCUGGUGGACGGCCGCGUGCAGCUCCGCUUCAGCAUGGACUGUGCGGAGACCGCCGUGCUGUCCGACAAGCAGGUGAAUGACAGCAGCUGGCACUUCCUCAUGGUGAGCCGCAACCGCCUGCGCACGGUGCUGGUGCUGGACGGCGAGGGCCAGGCGGGCGAGCUGCAGCCUCAGCGGCCCUACAUGGAUGUGGUCAGUGACUUGUUCCUUGGCGGAGUCCCCGCGGACAUACGACCUUCUGCCCUGACCCUUGAUGGAGUACAGGCCAUGCCCGGCUUCAGAGGAUUAAUCCUGGAUCUCAAGUAUGGCAACUCAGAGCCUCGGCUUCUGGGGAGCCAGGGAGUCCAGUUGGACGCCGAGGGGCCCUGCGGUGAGCGUCCCUGCGAAAAUGGGGGGAUCUGCUUUCUCCUGGAUGGCCACCCCACCUGUGACUGUUCCACCACCGGCUAUGGAGGCAAGCUCUGCUCGGAAGAUGUCAGUCAAGGUCCAGGCCUCUCCCACCUCAUGAUGAGUGAACAAGCCCGAGAGGAGAACGUGGCCACUUUCCGAGGCUCCGAGUACCUGUGCUACGACCUGUCUCAGAACCCGAUCCAGAGCAGCAGUGAUGAGAUCACCCUGUCCUUUAAGACCUGGCAGCGGAACGGGCUCAUCCUGCACACGGGCAAGUCGGCUGACUAUGUCAACCUGGCUCUGAAGGAUGGCGCGGUCUCCUUGGUCAUUAACCUGGGGUCCGGGGCCUUUGAGGCCAUCGUGGAGCCAGUGAAUGGAAAAUUCAACGACAACGCCUGGCAUGAUGUCAAAGUCACACGUAACCUCCGGCAGCACUCAGGCAUCGGACACGCUAUGGUGACAAUCUCUGUGGAUGGCAUCCUUACCACGACAGGCUACACUCAAGAGGACUACACCAUGCUGGGCUCGGACGACUUCUUCUACGUGGGCGGAAGCCCAAGUACCGCGGACUUGCCAGGCUCACCCGUCAGCAACAACUUCAUGGGCUGCCUUAAAGAGGUUGUUUAUAAGAAUAAUGACAUCCGUCUGGAGCUGUCUCGCCUGGCCCGGAUCGGGGACACCAAGAUGAAAAUCUAUGGUGAAGUUGUAUUCAAGUGUGAGAAUGUGGCCACGCUGGACCCCAUCAACUUCGAGACCCCAGAGGCGUACAUCAGUUUGCCCAAAUGGAACACCAAACGCAUGGGUUCCAUUUCCUUUGACUUCCGCACCACUGAGCCCAAUGGCCUGAUCCUCUUCACUCACGGGAAGCCCCAAGAGAGGAAGGAUACACGGAGCCAGAAGAACACCAAGGUGGACUUCUUUGCUGUAGAACUCCUCGAUGGCAACCUAUACCUGCUGCUUGACAUGGGCUCAGGCACCAUCAAAGUGAAGGCCACUCAGAAGAAAGCCAACGAUGGGGAAUGGUACCACGUGGACAUUCAGCGAGAUGGCAGAUCAGGUACCAUAUCAGUGAACAGCAGGCGCACGCCAUUCACCGCCAGUGGGGAGAGCGAGAUCCUGGACCUGGAGGGGGACAUGUACCUGGGCGGGCUGCCGGAGAACCGUGCUGGCCUCAUCCUUCCCACUGAGCUCUGGACUGCCAUGCUCAACUACGGCUACGUGGGCUGCAUCCGUGACCUGUUCAUCGACGGGCGCAGCAAGAACAUCCGGCAGCUGGCAGAGAUGCAGAACGCUGCGGGCGUCAAGUCCUCCUGUUCGCGGAUGAGCGCCAAGCAGUGCGACAGCUACCCAUGCAAGAACAAUGCUGUGUGCAAGGAUGGCUGGAACCGCUUCAUCUGCGACUGCACGGGCACUGGCUACUGGGGAAGGACCUGUGAAAGGGAGGCGUCCAUCUUGAGCUACGAUGGCAGCAUGUACAUGAAGAUCAUUAUGCCCAUGGUCAUGCACACCGAGGCAGAGGACGUGUCCUUCCGCUUCAUGUCCCAGCGAGCUUAUGGGCUGCUGGUGGCUACUACCUCCAGGGACUCUGCGGACACCCUGCGUUUGGAGCUGGAUGGGGGGCGUGUCAAGCUCAUGGUUAACUUAGACUGUAUCAGGAUAAACUGUAACUCCAGCAAAGGACCUGAGACCCUGUACGCGGGGCAGAAGCUCAAUGACAAUGAAUGGCACACCGUCCGGGUGGUGCGGAGAGGAAAAAGCCUUAAGUUAACCGUGGAUGAUGAUGUGGCUGAGGGUACCAUGGUGGGGGACCAUACCCGCUUGGAAUUCCACAAUAUCGAGACCGGAAUCAUGACGGAGAAGCGUUACAUCUCCGUUGUCCCAUCCAGUUUCAUUGGCCACUUGCAGAGCCUCAUGUUCAAUGGCCUGCUCUACAUCGACCUGUGCAAAAAUGGCGACAUUGAUUACUGCGAACUGAAGGCUCGUUUUGGACUGAGGAACAUUAUCGCCGACCCCGUCACCUUCAAGACCAAGAGCAGCUACUUGAGUCUGGCCACCCUCCAGGCCUACACCUCCAUGCACCUCUUCUUCCAGUUCAAGACCACCUCAGCGGAUGGCUUCAUUCUCUUCAACAGUGGUGACGGCAAUGACUUCAUCGCAGUUGAACUGGUCAAGGGGUACAUACACUACGUGUUUGACCUUGGGAAUGGUCCCAACGUGAUCAAAGGCAACAGUGACCGCCCCCUGAAUGACAACCAGUGGCACAACGUUGUCAUCACCCGGGACAACAGUAACACCCACAGCUUGAAAGUGGACACUAAAGUGGUCACUCAGGUUAUCAAUGGGGCCAAAAAUCUGGAUUUGAAAGGUGACCUCUACAUGGCGGGUCUGGCCCAAGGCAUGUACAGCAACCUUCCAAAGCUGGUGGCUUCCCGGGAUGGCUUUCAGGGCUGUCUGGCAUCAGUGGAUUUGAACGGGCGCCUGCCAGACCUCAUCAAUGAUGCCCUGCAUCGGAGUGGACAGAUCGAGCGUGGCUGUGAAGGACCAAGUACCACCUGCCAGGAAGAUUCAUGUGCCAACCAGGGGGUGUGCAUGCAGCAGUGGGAAGGCUUCACCUGUGACUGCUCCAUGACGUCAUAUUCUGGAAACCAGUGCAAUGAUCCUGGCGCUACCUACAUCUUUGGGAAAAGCGGGGGCCUCAUCCUGUAUACCUGGCCGGCCAACGAUCGGCCCAGCACGCGCUCUGACCGCCUGGCUGUGGGCUUCAGCACCACCGUGAAGGAUGGCAUCUUGGUGCGCAUUGACAGUGCUCCGGGCCUCGGUGACUUCCUCCAGCUUCACAUAGAACAGGGGAAAAUUGGAGUUGUCUUCAAUAUUGGCACAGUUGACAUCUCUAUCAAGGAGGAGAGAACCCCCGUCAAUGAUGGUAAAUAUCACGUGGUGCGCUUCACCAGGAACGGCGGCAAUGCCACACUCCAGGUGGACAACUGGCCAGUGAACGAGCAUUAUCCCACAGGCAACACUGAUAAUGAACGCUUCCAAAUGGUAAAACAGAAAAUCCCCUUCAAAUAUAACCGGCCCGUAGAGGAGUGGCUGCAGGAAAAAGGCCGGCAGUUAACCAUCUUCAACACCCAGGCGCAAAUAGCCAUCGGGGGAAAAGACAAAGGACGUCUCUUCCAAGGCCAGCUCUCUGGGCUCUAUUAUGAUGGUUUGAAAGUACUGAACAUGGCGGCUGAGAACAACCCCAAUAUUAAAAUCAAUGGAAGUGUCCGGCUGGUGGGAGAAGUCCCGUCAAUCUUGGGAACAACACAGACGACCUCCAUGCCACCAGAAAUGUCUACCACUGUCAUGGAAACCACUACUACAAUGGCUACUACCACAACCCGCAAAAAUCGCUCCACAGCAAGCAUUCAGCCAACAUCAGAUGACCUUGUUUCAUCUGCUGAAUGUUCAAGCGAUGACGAAGACCUCGUUGAAUGUGAGCCGAGUACAGCAAACCCCACGGAGCCGGGAGUCAGACGGGUUCCGGGGGCCUCAGAGGUGAUCCGGGAGUCGAGCAGUACAACAGGGAUGGUCGUCGGCAUUGUGGCUGCUGCCGCCCUCUGCAUCUUGAUCCUCUUGUACGCCAUGUACAAGUACAGGAACAGGGACGAGGGGUCCUAUCAAGUGGACGAGACGCGGAACUACAUCAGCAACUCAGCCCAGAGCAACGGCACGCUCAUCAAGGAGAAGCAGCAGAGCUCGAAGAGCGGCCACAAGAAACAAAAAAACAAGGACAAGGAGUAUUAUGUGUAAAAACGACACCGCUAAUAAUCACGUGAAUUUAUGACACAAUUAUUUAUAUAUAAAUCUAUAAAUACUUGGAAAAUGAGAUUUCACAGAUGUCAGAACUGUUACUACUAUGAGAUGGGGUGUACCAUGACUAUGGUGGGGAAAACCACUUUUAAAAGGACACACACACAGAUGAACCUACCUAUAAAGUUCAGCCACGGCUGCUUUGAUUCAGUCAUCGCUCGGAGACAGAACAUUCUCUCUGCCCUGCUGUAUCAUAAAGCACAUACUUUGCGCUCUGGAGCAAGCAGCUGGCUCCCCCACUUUCGCGGACUUGGAAGCUUCCUUCUCUUGAGGACUUUUCACCCAAGGUAGAAGACUCCAUGGCUUACUUUUCCAUAACUCCAAGUGAGUCUGUAAUGAUGUUUGUGAAGCUUGACUGUAACAAUGUUUUCUUUUUUUUCUUUUGGUUUAAAUAUGUAAAAAAACAAAAAAAAAUGAAAAAAAUGAAAAACAAAAACAAAAAAAACCCACCCUUAUCUGGUUCUGGCCAGUGUACGUGUAACUUUUCAAGAUCUGAGGGGAAAAAAAAAUGGCUUUUGGGUUUUUGUUUAUUUUUUGAGAAUGACUGGACAUACGAAGAAAAAACAAACAAAAAAACUCAGAAAACGAAAGUUAAGAGAGACUAUUGCCAUAUGAACUCAAAAGCUACCAUGGUGUUCACUCUACAUAUCAGGUUGUGGUAUUUCUAGAAUCUGUUGUUUGUUUCCUGUAUGAUGCUUUGCUGAACACAUAGCAAAACCACAUGAUGGAUGAUAGCAUUGCUUUGAAAAGCUGGUCCCUCAGGAUCUAAUUUCAGAAUUUGCCACCCAAACCCUGACCAGAUGGGUUUAGGGCUGGUUUUAUCAGAGCUAUUGGCUUUACUUAACAAUAUUGUUCCUGUUCAUUAGCCCAGCCAAAUUGUGGUAAAGGAGAGAGCCCCACAAACUAAAACAGAGCCUUUCCUAGGGAAGGUGGAGAGGGGGUGGGCUGGAUCUGUGACUGAUUGAAAUGCAUGCAAAUCAUAAAAGACAAGACAAUACUAAAAGUCUGUUAAAGAAUCAAAACAGACAGUAGGGGAGUUCAACGUGUGAUGGAUCCACAAAAGGUCACACAAGCCAAACAUGGCAUGACAGAGUGCAAAAUACAUUUUUUCCCCCGCCCCCAACAUGAUGUUUUCCAUAGUGGUUUAAUUUUGUAGCCUGACACUUACAGAUAACUCUGUCCUUCCAUUUGCUCACAUCUCCCUUCACCCAUCUUUUCUAAAAACAAAUAAAUAAAAAAUAAAUGAAUAAAGCUGCUGUGACACACAAAAAAAGGAAUUUAAUAGUAUAAUAUAUAUAUAAAUAAAUAUAUAUACAGAUAUAUUUAUCAUGGUAUGUUUGAUGGGAUGACUGAAACAGGAACACUGUUAAAGUCUUGAAGUGGAAUGAGAAUGUUGUUUUAAAAGAAAAUAACAAAACAACAAAAAAGUAAACCUUAAAAUGUGAAGAAAGUGUGAGUUUUAGUUUUGUCACAGUUAACUGUGUCAAAGAGAAUAAACAAUCUUCUCAGAUUUUGUUUACAUAUUUUACUACAUUUUUGCUGGUAUAAUUCCUUAGCCACCUAUGUACAUACUGCUUUCAGAACUGUUCUUUCCUUUCUAUGGGUUUGUUUCGGUUUGUUUGGUUGAUAUUCCAGUUGUCUGUCUUUCUUUUUGAAAAGAGGAAACAAAUGUACAGAAAAACAAACUGGUUGUGUGGCCAUAGCUAAUCCAAAAAGCAAGAGACAAAGCAAGACAAAUAUUCACACAGAAAUGACGUAUGGCUUCUGGAGGGUCGGAUAUAUACAAUUUCUUCUGUACAGAUGAAAACCAUUCAGCUGUUUAGAUUUAGAAAUCUACUCUUGCUGGUCUUUGUAAGUUGCAUGAAUAUUUGACUUUUGAGAAAUAUCUUAAAGACACGGGGCAAAACACAAUCUAAACGAUGAUAGCCUUUACAAAUGUGUAUGGAAAGAGGUGUUCCUCAUUAUCUGGUAUUUCAAUGUGUUACGAGUCUUGGAUUUUUUUGUUGUCAUUAAAAAAGACAGGAUUAUAAAGAGAUAUCAAAGCACGAUUUUAGAUAACUUAAAUGGCCCAACCUAUAUGAAGUUGAUUAUAUCUCGAUGUCUGUAAAAGAUUGCUGUUUUUGGAGUCUUGAGGUCUUGUGAACUGAUUUCCUGCUUUCUUUCUUUACACUUUUUUAUUUGAGUAAAAAUACAUUUGUUAUAUUCCUUUUAGUGUAAGUUUCUAUUUGGACAAUUUUAUGGGAACAUGUGCAUUCUGUAUGUGAGCUUCUAUCAUAUUCCUGUUGUUUUAUGAGCAGACUCUUAAGGAAUUUAUUUUAUGAUGUUGUGAAGUUACUGCUUUUUCUUUUUCCUUUCUCUUUUAUUUCAUAUUUGCAUUUUCGUUCAAGGAUAUGCUUAGCAAUAAAAUGUUC
Messenger RNA from Ailuropoda melanoleuca (giant panda), 7973 nucleotides. RefSeq names its product neurexin 3 (gene NRXN3). Lineage: Eukaryota; Metazoa; Chordata; Mammalia; Carnivora; Ursidae. The transcript has 24 exons. Bases 1084 to 5502 code for a protein of 1472 amino acids. The record is from RefSeq and is a predicted model, not a curated record.